Hemiscyllium ocellatum (epaulette shark) is the source of this 2959-nucleotide messenger RNA. Its product is annotated as transmembrane channel-like protein 2-A. Gene Ontology annotation, molecular function: mechanosensitive monoatomic ion channel activity. The coding region runs from base 1 to 2817 and encodes 938 amino acids. Gene Ontology annotation, biological process: detection of mechanical stimulus involved in sensory perception of sound; vestibular reflex. The transcript is spliced from 19 exons. Gene Ontology annotation, cellular component: plasma membrane. The record is from RefSeq and is a predicted model, not a curated record. Lineage: Eukaryota; Metazoa; Chordata; Chondrichthyes; Orectolobiformes; Hemiscylliidae.
AUGGUCAAUACAAAUAAAACCAAGAAAAAUAAUCAUGACGAUUUGGAAAAGGAGGAAGAAGACGUAAAGCAGCCAGCGAAGGUUAGAAAGAAACAAAAUACUAGAAAACCAUCUAAAACAUCUGAAGAGGAUGAGGAUAAUUCGGAAAAAGAUACCGAACCCAAAGGAAGAAACAACAGGAGGAGACCUCCAGCUCAGAAUGGGAUAAGAAAGAACAACAAGAAUGAUAAAAGUGGUGAAAGUGAAGAAGAAGAAAGCAGAGAUACAGCUAAAAAUGCAAGGAUGAAAGGAAGAAACAAGAAGAAUAGUAAAGGAGAGGAAAGUGAUGAUGACAGUGAAUUAGAAGGAGAAAAUAAGAAAACAAGGAAGAACCCAGGGCAUAACAAUAAUAGAAAUAAUAGGAAUAAUGCCAACAAAAAGCAGAAAGAUGAAGAUAAUAAAAAGAUGAAACAAGCAAACAAUAAAGGCAAUAGAAAGGGUGGAAAAGACAAAGGGAAAGUCAAGAAGAAGGGCAAAUCCUCCAGCUCCUCAUCAAGUUCAUCAGACAGUGAACAUUCCUUGUCAGAGGGUGAACUUGCCAAGGUCUUGGAAGAGGUGGAAGAAAAGAAGAAGCUAAUAGCAACUAUAAGGACCAAAGCUUGGCGUAUGCAAAGGAAACUUACUACAUUAAAGGAAUCUCAGGCAUUUGUAGAGAAAUUUGAAGGUGCUCUUGGGAAGGGAAAAGGUAGAAAGUUUUAUGCCUACAAAGUGAUGAUGAUGAAGAAAUGGAUCAAAUUUAAAAGGGACUUUGAGAAUUUUAAGACUUCUUGUAUACCUUGGGAGAUGAAAAUAAAAGAAAUUGAGAGUCACUUUGGUUCUUCAGUGGCUUCAUAUUUCAUUUUUCUACGAUGGCUCUAUGGGAUUAAUCUGGUUCUUUUCAGUCUAACCUUUGGCCUGGUUGUAAUUCCAGAGGUGUUGAUGGGUCUACCAUAUGGCAGCAUACCUCGGAAAACUGUGCCAAGGAAAGAACAGCCAACUGCUAUGGAUUUCUCAGUACUUUGGGAGUUUGGGGGAUAUAUAAAAUACUCAGCGCUUUUCUAUGGAUAUUACAAUAAUGAACGUAUGAUUGGCGUUUUCAAAUAUAGGUUACCAUUGUCUUAUUUCAUGGUUGGUGUGGGAUCAUUUGGAUAUAGUCUCAUGGUUGUGAUCAGAACAAUGGCAAGAAAUGCAAGAGAGAGUGGAGUUGAUGGAGAUGAUGGAGAUUUCAAUUUUAGUUGGAAAAUGUUUACAAGUUGGGAUUACCUCAUUGGAAAUCCUGAAACAGCUGAUAACAAGUUUGCAUCCAUUACAACUAGCUUUAAGGAAUCUAUUGUGGAUGAAGAGGAAAACCAGAAAGAUGAAAACAUUCACUUGAGGAGAUUUCUUAUCGUGUUAGCUAAUUUUCUUAUAUUUUGUUGUCUUGCUGGAAGUGGCUAUCUCAUAUUUUAUGUUGUGAAGAAGUCGCAGACAUAUUCAACGUUGGAAGAGCUAACAUGGUAUCAGAAAAAUGAAAUUGAUAUCGUCAUGGCAUUGUUGGGAAUGUUUGUUCCUCCACUGUUUGAAACCAUUGCUACUCUGGAAAAUUAUCAUCCCCGCAUUGCACUGAAGUGGCAGCUUUGGCGAAUGUUUGCUCUUUUUCUCGGUAACUUGUAUACAUUCCUGCUGGCUCUUAUCGAUCAAGUCAAUGCACAGUUGGCAGAGGAAGAAAGUAUAAAGAAUAAGACUUUAGCCGUGAUGAAUUCCUUCAAUUUUACUAAUUCAACCUCUGAAAGCAUUCCUGUAAUAGAUCCUGCAGAUUUUCCCAGGGGACCUUGCUGGGAAACAGGUGUUGGAUUGGAAUUUACAAAGCUUACAGUCUCUGAUAUUCUCGUAACAUAUGGCAGUAUAUUGGUUGGGGAUUUUCUACGUGCUCUCUUUGUCAGAUUUAUUAACUAUUGCUGGUGCUGGGAUCUGGAGUAUGGAUUUCCUUCAUACACUGAGUUUGACAUCAGUGGAAAUGUUUUAGGACUUAUCUUCAAUCAGGGAAUGAUAUGGAUGGGGACUUUCUAUUCUCCUGGCUUAAUUGGCAUCAAUAUUCUACGGCUGUUGACAUCCAUGUACUUUCAGUGCUGGGCUGUUAUGUGUUGCAAUGUCCCUCAGUCAAGAGUUUUCAAGGCAUCGGGAUCUAAUAAUUUUUAUAUGUCAUUGUUACUGUUGAUAUUGUUCCUAAGCUUAUUGCCAGUUGUCUACACCAUAAUGACAUUUACCCCAUCGUUUGAUUGUGGGCCAUUCAGUGGGAAAGCUAAAAUGUUUGAAGUUAUUAUGGAAACAAUCCAAUAUGAUUUCCCAGCAUUUAUUGGAAAACUCUUCAGUUACGCAUCAAAUCCAGGGUUGAUUCUUCCUGGAAUCUUACUUAUGGUUUUAGCCAUAUACUAUCUCAAUGCCACUUCAAAAACAUAUGAAACAGCUAAUUUGGAGCUAAAAAAGAAGAUGCAGAUGUUACGUGACGAACAAAAGAACAGAAGGAACAAUAAGGAUACUGUUAAUCCAAUGUUGCAAGAUUUGGAAGAUCUUUUACCAAAUAACAUAAAUAUAGGCAAACCUGAAUCAGAUCAAACAGUGGUUGAAAAGCAACCCAAUAAAGCAACAAGAGCUAAUGGAAAACAUGGAAAAGAAAUGACACUGGCACCACCACCUCCGAGAAUGGUGGUAACAAAACCACCGAACCCAAGACAAGCCUCUCAUAUACCAGGACAGCCAAGAUCUGGGACUCCAGGUCCAGGCCCACGUAGACCUGCUCCUGAUCAACCACGACAUUGAGAUGUGAGCCAAAAAUGAAGCCAUCUUUCAAAUGCUCCUUGCUUCCACAUGUAUUUAUGGUCCACAUGUUCAGUCACACAUUGGGGCAUCAUUUGAGCAAUGGUUUACACAGAUCAAAAAUUGUCAUACCUAUCACUAAUAG